Molecule: messenger RNA, 1219 nt
Organism: Aspergillus novofumigatus IBT 16806
Lineage: Eukaryota; Fungi; Ascomycota; Eurotiomycetes; Eurotiales; Aspergillaceae
Product: spherulation-specific family 4 protein
Exons: 3
Coding region: 84-926 (280 amino acids)
Source: RefSeq, a predicted model, not a curated record
GCUUCUGGCAAGCAUCCUUUUUUAAAUUCUCAGUCAUUCCUUUGUACUAGCUUCAGUCAUUCCUUUACUUAUCUUCAACCAUCAUGUUCCUGCAGAACUAUUCUCGUUUUUUAGUGGGCUUGAUGGGAUGCAUGGCCAUCGUCCAGCAAGGGUACAGCGCAUGCAUCCCUUCAGCCUCUGAAACCAGCGCGUCGAAAGGAAAUAUCAUGAUCCCCUGGUACACGUACCCAGCCGGGGGAGCCUGGACAUCUAUGGAACAAUUGAUCAGCUCCAACCCAGACGUCCAGUUCACCAUCAUCAUCAAUCCUGAUAAUGGUUCUGGCUCUACCGCCCUGCCGGACGAGAACUUCCUGGCCGCAGUUCCCAGACUCACAGCCUACAGCAACGCGUUGGUGAUUGGAUAUGUUCGUACUGGCAAGGGAACCCGCGAUAUCUCGGAGGUCAAAAAGGAAAUCAACACGUAUGAGAAAUGGCCCUCCGCCAGCGGAAAUCCCUCCUUCGCAGUGCACGGCAUCUUCCUGGACGAGGCACCCUCGGAGUAUGAUGCCGCGGCAGUCGAGUAUUACCAGGAACUGGCCUCGCUCAUCCAAGGAAGCAAGGGACUUGGUGCGAGGAAUUAUAUCGUGAUGAAUCCCGGAACUGUUCCUGAUGCCGCCUACCUCGGGAUCCCUGACACUACCGUCAUCUUCGAGUCGCCGUACAGCGAGUUUGUGCGAGCCCUUUCGGCCAAUGAGUUCCAGAGCAUCAAGGGCCAGGACAUCAGUCGCUUUGCGUCCAUGGUCUACGAUGUUCCUGCCAACGUGGAUCUCGAGAACUUGCUGUCUCAGCUGCGUGCCAUUUCCAGCCAGACCUACCUCAGCAAUUUAAACACCUACCAGGCUUUCGAUUCGGUCUGGACCAAGGUGGUCUCUCUCCUGCCUGCCUAAGAUUACUGUUCUGGAAUGCUCUUCUUGACAUGCCCUGGCGAUUGUCAUUCACUCAUUGCUCUUGCGGGUUUUUGAUGCGAUUUUUCCUUUUGAGACAUUACUGGAAUGGUUGGCACGAUGUCAUGAACGAAAUGAGUUUUGCCCUCUGUCCCUCGACAUGAAACGAAACGGCUAUGGACGUACUGAAUUUUGUGACACCCACAACAGGCGUUCAAUAAAAUAUGAUUCAAUAGCACUACUGCACGCGCAGGAUGUAGCAGCUAAGACAAGAGAAAACCAUAGACAAAGACUAG